GUGAGCAGGUAGGGCCCAGGGGAGACUGAUUUUCGGUGGGGCAGUGAGACCAAAGAUAACCUUUAUCAGAAAGGAUGGAGUUGGGAAGAGGAAAACUUCUCAGGACUGGACUGAAUGCGUUGUAUCAAGCAAUACACCCAAUUCACGGCCUUGCCUGGACUGAUGGGAAUCAGGUAGUCCUGACCGAUUUACACCUUCACGGUGGAGAGGCCAAGUUUGGGGACUCAGCGGUCAUUGGACAAUUUGAACAUGUGUAUCGGGUGUCCUGGGCCCCACCUGGUACAGCUGACACACCCGCUCUGCUCGCUGUCCAGCACAAGAAGCAUGUCAUUGUGUGGCAGCUGUGUCCUAGCACUACGGAGACAAGCAAAUGGCUGAUGUCUCAGACCUGUGAGAUUAGACAGUCACUCCCUGUCCUUCCCCAGGGCUGUGUGUGGCACCCAAAAAGUGCUGUCCUGACUGUGUUGACUGCACAGGAUGUCUCCGUUUUCCAUAAUGUUCACUGGGACAGUUCCCAGGUCAAAGUGGACAUCAGCACCCAAGGCCUCAUUCACUGUGCAUGUUGGACCCCGGAUGGCCAGAGGCUGGUGGUGGCAGUAGGCAGCAGCGUGCAUUCUUAUAUUUGGGACAGUGCUCAGAAGACUCUUCACAGGUGCUCCUUCUGCCCAGUGUUUGAUGUGGCCAGCUACGUGCGCUCAAUCGGAGCCACUGUGGACUCACAGGUCGCUAUAGCCACUGAGCUUCCACUAGAUAAGAUUUGUGGCUUAAAUGCAUCUGGAACCUUUGAUGUUCCCCCUAGUAGUGAAGGCACUUGUCUGUAUACUUUACCAGUUAUUGACGAAGUUUCCUCUGAAACAAAUUCUGAAACACCAGUUUCUCCCUUUUCUUCAUCCUUUUCUGAUCCUCUGGAUCUAACUCAUAUACACUUUGAUGGAUCUAAAUCUGAGGCUAGUUCUCUUAUUUGUCUAAGAAAAAAGGACUACUUGACAGGAACUGGCCUGGAUUCUUCACACUUGGUCCUCUUGACCUUUGAGAAGGAGGUUACCCAGAACAGAAAAGUCACCAUCCCGGGCAUUCUGGUUCCUGAUCUAAUGGCGUUUAAUCUUAAAGCACAGGUAGUCGCAGUGGCUUCCAAUACGUGUAAUAUAAUUUUUAUCUAUUCUGUCGUUCCAUCAUUUAUGCCAAACAUCCAGCAAAUUCAGUUAGAGAGUAAUGAAAGACCAAAAGGCAUAUGUUUCUUGACAGAUAAAUUAUUGUUAAUUUUGAUAGGAAAACAGAAAUCCACUGAUUCGGCAUUUCUUCUUUCUUCAAAGUCUGAUCAGUAUAUGAUUCGUUUGAUUGUUAGAGAAGUUAUGUUGGAAGAAGACUCUCCAGUGACACCGAGUGAAAACCAGAGUGGUCACUCUGCUUUCAGUACUCUGUUAAAUAAAGCAAAUAGAAAAAAGCUAAUUGAAAGUCUUUCCCCAGAUUUUUGUCACCAAAACGGAGGGAUCUUGUUAACAGCUAAUAGCAGCAGUCAAAGUGGAAGGCCUGGAAGAACACUUAUUCAAGAAAUCAGAAGUCCUCCAUCCAGUAUCUGUGAUGGCUACACAGCCCUAGAAACUCUAGAUGCCGGGCCUGUUAACCAGUCGGUAACACUGCCCGGACCCAGCGGCACACCAGACCACAACAGUACCGCGGGACCUCCUAACUUACAAGUGGAAAAUGAAAAUUAUCAGCUAUCUAAGAUACUGGAAAUUUUAUCUAGGAACCUGAUUGAAGUGCAGCAGCGUCUUUCUGAACUCACAGACUUUCUACAUAAUGGAAAGAAAUCCUCUCCAGUGUAUCCACUCUCUCAGAAUGUGCCUUACGUUCACAUCACUUGCCAGAAAUCUUAUUUUUUAGGUCCUGUUGUAGAAAAAAGAGCCGUGCUUCUCUGCAACGGCAAGCUAAGACUCAGUACAGUCCAGCAGACUUUUGGCCUCUCUCUUAUUGAAAUGCUACAUGACUCCCACUGGAUCCUUCUCUGUGCUGAUAGCGAAGGCUUCAUCCCCUUAACUUUCACAGCCACACAGGAAAUAGUCAUAAGAGAUGGUAGGUCAAAUGACUUUAGGGGCCCUGUCUCUUGAAGUCUUUUAGAGACAUACUCCCCAAAGCGUAGAUGCCACCGGCUGUUCUGACCAUUUUGGCAGUAUAGUCUGAUACUUGUUUGUAGAAUAUUUGCUGCACAGACUUUCAGAUGAGGUUUUUACAAGCAAGAUCUGUUUUCCGACGCUCCCCAGCGAGGAUUUGUACUGUCGCUGGGAGGUGAAGAAGUUGCCAUGGCUAGCUCGGCCACCUCUCCCCGCAGGCUGACAUUGCCUACUCUCAGCAGAGCUCAGUCUUUGGUAGAUGGCUCAGAACGUGGUUAUUUAUGUAUUCAUUACUGUGUGGUUUUGUCUAAGGGCAGAAUUCCCGGUGCAAAGCGAUUUUUAUGGUGCCAUGUGGAUUGUGUUUUAUGGUUUCUCUGAGGUUUUUUUGUCCCUUACCCAAAACAGUGUUAAAGCCCUUAGAAGCACUUAAAAGGUACCUCAGCAUUGUUAUAAAUCCUUUUCUUGGCUUAAAGUUGAGUGUGAGGAGUGCUGGAGAACAUCUGCUGCAGCCUAUCUUUUUACGCCAAACGAGCAGGAAUCAGCAGAGCUCAAAGGAAGACAAAAAAUCGAUUGACUUCUGCUCCCAGGGCUACCUAGAACAGAAAGUAGUUCUCAUGUUGGUUGGACCUCCCAGGAUAUAAACCUAACCCUCUCACUUCCCUAGAAAAUUCUGGCUGACAUAGUUCCAGGUACUCCUAAAAACUGUCCCUGGGCAAAUUUCAAAUGAAAUUUCAAGUGCUUUGACUCCCUCUGGACCCCAUUUCAGUGUGUCCUGAUGUUACUAGUAUAAUGCUAAGCAUAGGUGAGGCCUACAGCAUGAUUUGUGCUGUUGCCACUCAUGAUUUUCUCCCUGAUAGGUUACCCACCCCCCAUUGUUGGGAUCAUAAAAAUGUCCUAUUUUUUUCCCCAGUAAUCAACUCCCUUAAAUUGUCACUUUAAUUUUGGUAUUUUUCUUCCCCUCACCUCCCGGAUUCAAGUCUUAGAGACCAGCAUAGAAUCUGCGAGAGAAAGUAUUUCAAAAAGUUGGAGGUUUCACUGAAUCUGAGAUAGUUUAUUAUAAUUAUGGGCUAAAGCACCAGCUUAGCAUAGUGGAAAGAGCCCUGAUUCCAGCUUCAGAUAGAUUCACCUUUUCUCACUGCCUUCAGACAGUCAUAAGCUUCAGUCACUGCAGCAUAACGAACGGAUCAGUGUGUAGCUGGUCAGAGCACAUCUGCAGAUAAAUUGUUUCAGCCAUAGGAGCUCAGAUGCAUAAGAGCUCAAGUGCAUCUUUUUCACCCUUUCUUUUAAAAUCAUCUGGAAAGAAAUAUUUUGUACCCUUGAGGACUCCUGUUGGUCUGUUACAGUUUAUGAAGGUGGAGCUGGGAUAGGGAAGAAGCGAGGGCCCACUUUGUGAUUGAAAUGCGUUAGAGGAGCUGCUGGGAUAAUGAAGUGGAGCCCCUGGAACCAGUCGCCUGAGAGCAUUGGCUGAGGACAGUCUGAGGCCUGCUUCCAUUUUUAAAGAAAGUGUCCAGGUGGGGUGAAAGCACAGAACUGUGAAGCCUCAAGAGGGGGUCUGGGGUACCCCGUAGUAAGAUCAGUGUAGGUCCCGCACUCAAGGUGUAUGUUAUACUCAUUUCGCUGGUCAGAAUCCUGUGAAUGAGUCUUCAAUAAAAUCACUAAUGGUUGUUGUGGCUUUUGUGAAUGUUUUGAUGGUGUUUGCUUUGUGAUUGUUGCUGGUAUAAAGGAAUGUUCUUGAUUUUA
This is a messenger RNA of Lagenorhynchus albirostris (white-beaked dolphin), 3851 nucleotides long. RefSeq names its product WD repeat and coiled coil containing (gene WDCP). The record is from RefSeq and is a predicted model, not a curated record. Bases 75 to 2108 code for a protein of 677 amino acids. NCBI's taxonomy places the organism in Eukaryota, Metazoa, Chordata, Mammalia, Artiodactyla, Delphinidae. The transcript has 4 exons. Gene Ontology annotation, molecular function: kinase binding.